AAGGUCACAAAGCAUGGUCCAUCCGCCCAGUCCUUUGCCGUCGCGCGAGUCAAACACACGUAGCGCGCGAAAACAGAUGCCAUGUUGUUUUAUUUCUUAUCUGUGUUGUUACUGGCCAGUGCGCAGGCUAAAUUCUAUACGGACUGCGGGUCUAAGCUAGCGACGAUCGACAAUGUGGGAGUGAGCGGGUGUGCGGAGGACGCCAAAGAGUGUGUGCUAAAGAGGAACAGCAAUGCCACCAUCAGCAUCGACUUCACACCAAGUGUGGAGGUCGACAAGCUGGAGACGGAGGUGCACGGCAUCAUCAUGAACCUGCCCGUGCCCUUCCCCCUGCCGCAGCCCGACGCCUGCCACGACUCCGGACUUAAGUGCCCCAUCAAGGCUGGUACCAAAGCGGCCUACGCGACAACGCUCCCGAUCCUGAAGUCCUACCCCAAGGUCAAGGUGGAGGUCAAAUGGGAGCUGAAGAACGACAAAGAUGAGAGCAUCAUCUGCAUCAUGAUUCCCGCCAAAAUCAACUAAACACCGUUUAGGGCGAGGCCACGCUGCUGCGACGCGUUGCGACGGAACGGAUGCGUUGCUGCGACGCGCGUUAACACAAUACAAGAUAUUAAAAAGCGCGUUAGGCUGUGUUUCCACAGGAGUUGCGUUGCGAAGAAUGUUUUUUAAGAUCCUACAUAGGAUCGCUGCACUUGGCGAGGUCAAACAAAUAUAACAAUUUUAUUGGUUCUCAAAAACAGGUUCCUCGCAAAUCACAACGCAGCUCCGGUGGAAAACCAACCCUUAUUCACCCACCUUAUUCAUCUCCUGUCUAUCAUUCCGUCAAAGCAUCACGUCCGUCCAAACAACGCAACGUCGGAGCGGCACGGCUGCGGCGAUGCAACGGAGCAAUGUGGCUUUGCUCAGUGCGGCUAGUCUGUUUUAAAAUAUCACAUUCCGGAACGUUUGAAAUGAGAAUAAGGGCUUAAAUACCUAACUUGUAACUAGAAACCCCACAAUGCUAUAGGUGUCCUCAAUUAUUUUUUAUCAUGUGGCCUCAAGACGUUUCUCGAAGUUCUAAAAUCCAAAUCUAAGACAGGUACCUACUGUAUUGAGAAGUCUAUUUUAACUGAUUUCAAUAGAGUAGGUUUUGUACUUUUAAAAUUAUCUAGUAAAUCAAUUAAAUCCAAUGUGAAUCUUUUAAAGUUAUAAGCAUCACAUUAUAGUUAAAUGACUAUACAGCCCUAAUUUUAAUAUGUAAGCAAUUAAGUAUUUAUUAAGCAUAAAACGCUAUAAUGCCAAAAAUAUUAUAAAGAAUCAAAACAACAGUGUGAAUAAUUGUUAUCAACGUUGUUAUAAAAUGCUCUCUAAAAUAAAAUGAUAUAAUUAAU
This is a messenger RNA of Aricia agestis (brown argus), 1370 nucleotides long. RefSeq names its product ecdysteroid-regulated 16 kDa protein-like. NCBI's taxonomy places the organism in Eukaryota, Metazoa, Arthropoda, Insecta, Lepidoptera, Lycaenidae. Bases 82 to 522 code for a protein of 146 amino acids. The transcript is spliced from 4 exons. Gene Ontology annotation, biological process: intracellular cholesterol transport. Gene Ontology annotation, molecular function: sterol binding. The record is from RefSeq and is a predicted model, not a curated record.